AUACAAGAUUGGCAGAUUUAAAAAAUCCAGAAAUCCCUUUCAGCAUGGAGAAAUAUGGAAAAAUUGAGACAACAACCUGAUUUUAUAAAAAAAAACUUGACAUGAUAUGCAAUAACCUAUGACUUUUUGUAUGAAUUUUUAUUUUCUGCCAUAAAAAAUUUAAAAAAAUAUUUAAAAUAACUUAUAUUUACUUAUAACUGUGAUGAAAAAAAUUUCUGAAAAAACAGUCUGAUAGUAGUACAACAUCUAUUGAACCACAAUGCAUUCAUUUUUUAAACCAGCCAGUGGAUCUGGAGAUGGAAAGAAAUCAUCCCUAACUAAGUCUGAUAAUGAAACAGAAAACUUGAAACCAUGGAUUGAAAAAUACAGACCAAAAUGUGUUGAUGAUAUUGCGCAUCAGGACGAAGUCGUUGCAGUUUUAAAAAAAUGUAUUACAGGAGCAGACUUGCCCAAUAUGUUGUUCUAUGGUCCCCCAGGAACCGGUAAAACAUCAACCAUUCUGGCCCUUUCACGAGAUUUGUAUGGCCCCAAAUUUCGGGAUAGAGUACUUGAACUCAAUGCAUCAGAUGACAGAGGCAUAUCAGUGGUGAGAGACAAGAUAAAAAAUUUUGCACAGUUGUCUGUAAGCAGUUUACAAGGCGGAAAGUCGCCGUUCAAGAUAAUCAUAUUAGAUGAGGCAGACUCUAUGACGAAAGCUGCACAACAAGCUUUGAGAAGGACGAUGGAGAAGCAAACGAAAACUACAAGAUUUUGCCUUAUUUGUAAUUAUGUCACAAGAAUCAUUGCACCGAUUACAUCAAGAUGUUCAAAAUUUCGAUUCAAACCUUUGUCUGAAGAGGAUCAGAAAAAAAGGUUACUCAGAGUAGCAGAAACAGAAUCCGUUAAAAUAUCAGAAGAUGCGAUGGAUAGUAUGGUAAAAUGUUCAGAGGGGGAUUUGCGAAAAGCAAUGACAUUUUUACAAACUGCACAUAGACUUAAAGUAGACGAAGGCAUAGCAAUCGAAGAUGUUCUCGAGAUAACAGGUGUAAUACCAGAUCCAGUAAUCAAAUCAUUUCUCAAUAGUUGUUCUUCAAAUUCAUACGAAAAUCUCCUAAAAACAGUGCAAGAGAUAUCAGCUGAUGGCCAUGCCGCGGCUCAAUUGGUCUCACAGCUCCAUGAUGAAAUUGUUAUUAUGCCAUCUCUCACUGAUGAGCAAAAAUGUGCCAUAACUGAAAAAUUAGCAACCCUCGAUUAUUGUCUCAAUGAUGGUGCGGAUGAAUACCUCCAACUUAUGUCACUUGGAACUCUUAUUCAGCAACAAAUUUGCUCAUGAGUUAGGGAUUUUUUUCUACACUGCCAAAUAGGGAUGAUAUAUUUUGGUGGAAUAUAUCACUUUCAUCAUGCGCCAACCUGGUCAAUACAACUUAUGUGCUUAUGUUAUACCAGAUUUCUUAUUCCAGAAUUUGUCCAUGCACUAAAAUUAUACAGGAAUUAAUUCUUCAUACACCAGCAGUGUCAUGAAGUACAAGAGAUUUUUAGAGAGUAUCAACUAAUGCUAACUGUGGACUUCAUGAAUCAUUACAUUGAAGUUAUUAUGAACCUCAUAGUAAUAAUUCAACUCCAUGUGUACUACCAUCAAUGCGGAAAAAUAAGCGAAUUCCUGUCUAAAUGUUUCUGUGAUUAAAUUUUUUCACUGAGUUGAAGUUUUGCAAUGUGUAUAACAUGGAAAAUCAAAAUAAGGUCAAAUA
Styela clava is the source of this 1727-nucleotide messenger RNA. Its product is annotated as replication factor C subunit 4-like. Gene Ontology annotation, biological process: DNA-templated DNA replication; DNA repair. Gene Ontology annotation, molecular function: ATP hydrolysis activity; DNA clamp loader activity; ATP binding. The record is from RefSeq and is a predicted model, not a curated record. Gene Ontology annotation, cellular component: DNA replication factor C complex; nucleus. NCBI's taxonomy places the organism in Eukaryota, Metazoa, Chordata, Ascidiacea, Stolidobranchia, Styelidae.